Messenger RNA from Quercus lobata, 1444 nucleotides. RefSeq names its product NAD(P)-binding Rossmann-fold superfamily protein. The record is from RefSeq and is a predicted model, not a curated record. Gene Ontology annotation, cellular component: cytoplasm. The coding region runs from base 256 to 1356 and encodes 366 amino acids. The transcript is spliced from 12 exons. Gene Ontology annotation, molecular function: oxidoreductase activity; nucleotide binding. Gene Ontology annotation, biological process: NADPH regeneration. Lineage: Eukaryota; Viridiplantae; Streptophyta; Magnoliopsida; Fagales; Fagaceae.
AAAAAAGUACCUGAUUAUUUUCUAAAAAAAUCCCAAAGCUCCAUCAAACUCUCACUCUCUCUCUGACCAUUUCAAUCUCCAUCUACAUGUGAAGCACAUUCAGACAAUACCCAUUUUUUCAAAUUCUACAUCUUCAUUCUCUCAAAGAGCAUUUUUUGUUUUUGUUUUGUUUUUUAAGGAAAAAACAAAAAACCCACUUGCAUUAAGACUUGAAGAAGAAGUGCAAGGAGAUUGAACAUUUGAAGAAGAACCCAAAUGGCAGGAACUGCAGGAAUGGCAAAGGAGAAACCCCAGUUAGCCAUUCUUGGAGCUGGGAUUUUUGUGAGGAAUCAGUACAUUCCAAGACUAGCUGAGAUCUCUCACCUCUUCAACCUUAAAGCCAUUUGGAGCCGCACUGAGGAAUCGGCGAGACGUGCAGUUGAGAAUGCUAGUAAAUACUUUCCUGGAGUGCUAUGUAAGUGGGGGGUUAAGGGUCUUGAUGAAAUCAUCCAUGAUGAUUCAAUACCUGGGGUUGCUGUGGUUUUGGCUGGACAUACACAGGUUGAUAUAUCACUGAGGCUGCUGAAGGCCGGGAAGCAUGUCCUUCAAGAGAAACCGGCGGCAGCUUCUGCAAGUGAAUUGGAAACUGCACUUGCACGCUACAAUGCUAUUUGUGCAAAUCUUUCUGACCAACCCAUUUGGGCUGUGGCAGAAAACUACCGAUUUGAGCCUGCUUUUGUUGAGAGCAAGAAACUAAUUGCUGAGAUUGGGGAUAUGAUGAGCGUUCAAGUUAUUGUUGAAGGAUCAAUGAAUAGUUCAAACCCAUACUUCUCAAGCACUUGGAGGCGCAACUAUACUGGGGGAUUCAUUCUGGAUAUGGGGGUACAUUUCAUUGCAGGAUUGAGGAUGCUUGUAGGAUGUGAGGUAGUCUCUGUAUCAGCUAUGACAACUCAUGUGGAUCCAGACUUACCCCCACCAGAUAACUUAUCCUCUCUGUUUCAACUGGAGAAUGGAUGUUCUGGAGUUUUUGUGAUGGUUGUUUCAUCCAGAUCCCCUCAGAUACUCUGGCGCGUUGUUGGCUUAAAGGGAACAGUGCAAAUUGAGCGUGGACAUAUUGAUGGACAACAUGGUUACCUGGUAUUAUUUUUUAGUGCUGAUGGGCAGCGGAAAAGCUCCUUCUACCCAUUUAGUGGAGUGGAUGCGGAAUUAAAAACUUUUAUACAUGACGUAUCACAGGCUACGCAUAAGAAGGGGAGUGACUAUGAAGUUGAGCCUCGCCUAUCUUUUCUGGAAGGUGCCAGAGAUGUUGCUAUUCUAGAUGCAAUGCUUGAAUCUGGAUCAAAGCAAGGGGCCCUAGUUCAAGUGAAAAAAUUUUAGCUUACUGAUGGGAUUUAUUCUUUACCAACAUGAUUGUAACAGCUUUGGUAUAUAUAUAUUUGAGAAUUGAGAUGCUUUAUGAUUUUCA